AUGACGGCACGCCAAUCAUCACCUACAUCCGACCACUCACAUUCGGACGGUAAUGUCCGAAAGAGGGUCUGUAAGGCAUGCGAUCGGUGUAGACUGAAGAAAUCCAAGUGUGACGGAUCCAACCCAUGUGGUCGGUGCAGGACAGAUAAUGCCAUCUGUGUCUUUGGCGAGAGGAAGAAGGCUCACGACAAAGUGUACCCCAAGGGAUAUGUCGAGAUGCUUGAACAACAACAGACGUGGCUGGUCAAUGGCCUGCAAGAAAUGUACCGUCGCGCCUUGGAGGGCGAAGGCUGGCCGGGAGAGCCCUUGAAAUGCGAGCCCAACGGCCAUCCUCUAACACACGAUCUGCUUACGCGACUUGGCGCCUUGGACCAGACCAAGGGUGAGCGCUUCGAAGAGAACACUGAGGCUAUGCAGCAAGAUCUCUGGAGGCAGAAUUCCGGACACAUGCAACGCCAGGAGUCAUCCGACGGUAGCUCAGAAAGUGCGCAGUCGCCUAUCAUGCCCUCCCGCUUCUCAGACCCGUUUGCUCGUCAGCUCUCGAGUACGCAAUCCAGCUUUAGCACACCAUCCCAAACGCAAGGCCCCACUAUCAAAUCAGAGCCUCAAAUGGCACCGACAAAUCCCGCCUUCGUUGCGCCCAUGACCAUGCAAGGCGUCGUGAAUCCCCUCGCCCUCCAGACCCCGCAACAAUGGCCCAACAAUAACUUUGGCGCUUUCGACGAUAUGGAUCUAAUAGGCGCGUCCGAUUAUACGAAUUUGUCCUUUGACGACCAGGUGCCCUCGCCGAUGUUCAACCGUCAAUUACCGAUGAGCUGCAUGCUUUCCUCUUCGUCGUAUAUGGACACCAAAGGCGACUAUGAAGACAUCAAUCAGUUCUUGAAUGCCAAUGCGCCCGAGAUCGCAUCGACCUGA
Molecule: messenger RNA, 915 nt
Organism: Aspergillus tubingensis
Lineage: Eukaryota; Fungi; Ascomycota; Eurotiomycetes; Eurotiales; Aspergillaceae
Product: Zn(II)2Cys6 transcription factor domain-containing protein
Exons: 3
Coding region: 1-915 (304 amino acids)
Biological process (GO): regulation of DNA-templated transcription
Molecular function (GO): zinc ion binding; DNA-binding transcription factor activity, RNA polymerase II-specific
Source: RefSeq, a predicted model, not a curated record